Molecule: messenger RNA, 666 nt
Organism: Mesitornis unicolor (brown roatelo)
Lineage: Eukaryota; Metazoa; Chordata; Aves; Mesitornithiformes; Mesitornithidae
Product: retina-specific copper amine oxidase-like
Biological process (GO): amine metabolic process
Molecular function (GO): quinone binding; copper ion binding; primary methylamine oxidase activity
Source: RefSeq, a predicted model, not a curated record
AUGAACCCCAAGCUUCCCUAUGCUCUCCUGGCUGGGGCGGCGGUGACGAUCUUCAUUCUCUCCUGCUUUUUGCUGAGCAGGGGCAGGCGGUCACCCAGCUGCGACUCACAGCCCCGCAUCAUGAAGAAGUCGGGGUCCAGGAGCCAGAGCCUGGUGUUUGCUGAUCUGACGCCCGAAGAGAUGGCGGAGGUGGUGCGGUACCUGCAGGGACACCUCGGGGUGCCGCUGGUGGACGCCUCGCAAGCAAACCCCUCUGACAACUGCAUCGCCUUCGUCGACGUGCAGGUCCCUGCCAAGGCAGAGGUGCUGCGGUUCCUGGACGAGGGGGGUCCUCGCCCGCCCCGGGAGGCUCUGGCUGUGCUGUACUUUGGAACCGUCACCGAGUUGGUGGUGGGGCCGCUGCCGACGCCGACGUAUCACCGGGACGUGACGGUGCAGAAGUACGGGGGGAAGGUGCCGUACCACCGCAGACCAAUGCUGGGCAGCGAGUACGAGCAGCUGGAAGCAUUCUUGGAGACAACGGCAUUUGCUGCAGCCCCGACAUUCCUGAAAGAGGUCUUUGAGUUCGACGGCUCCAACCUGGCAUUUCAGACCAGAGCCCCUCACGGCUUCAAGUCCGGAGACCGCAAGUCCGGGUUUGCUGUGUUCCAAAAUGUGAGCGGGUUC